GCAGCAGGUUGGACAGGACAGGGGAGAGGAGCACGGACAGACACCAGUUUAUCCCUCGGGAGUUAUCUGAGCUAUCCGUUAUUAUUCCCACAUUUCUACCAAUUCAAGAGGAAAAAAUGGCUUUGACUCAAGAAUCUCUUUUGUCUUUUUUGCUGGAGCACGGAGGCAAAGUGAAAAACUCGGAGCUGGUGAACAACUUCAGGACUCAGAUCAACUGCAGCGAUCCCGCGGAAAAGCAGCACAAUAGGGACCUUUUCAAGAAGUUGGUGAACAGCGUCGCAGUGGUGAAACAGAUCGACGAGGUGAAGUUUGUGGUCGUGAAGAAACGCUAUCAGGACUUCGUAAGAGAGGGAGCGUACGAUGCAACCCCGCAGAAAAAAACGCAGAUGGACGACGAACACAAUAGCAGCUUUUCGUUUCCAUCUCCUCACCGAGCCGAGGCAGGCAGGGUGAUUUAUUCUGACAUUGAAAACAAUAAUACGUGCUACCCCUCGAACAUAAAUGGCAGCUAUUGUAGUGAAGCCAAACGUAAGUCUGUGGGGGGUAUGCACGACAAGAGGCAGUUAUUAAGAAGCAAUAGUGGGGAGGCUACCACGGUUAAAGUCCUGAAUAUCUCCGGAGAUCAGGCGAGGAAAUCUGGUGCUGUGUUCGCUGUCAUAGCGGUAAAAUCCCCCCCGAGAGACUCUGCACCAGCAGCACAGGAUGAAAUACAUUCCCCAGUGCAUCCACAUAAAACCUCAGACAAACCAAUCACGUUUACAACUAAAGUUUCCUCACCAUCAACUCUGAAUCUUAACUUUCCAGCUUGUAAAAAGAGUGCACAAAGUGAGUCCCAGUGUUGGAAAAACAAACAGAUGGAGGACAUGCAACCCCCAAGAUUUUCCCUGGGGAGGUCUCAAAGCAAGAGAGAUGAUGCAAAGUACUCAGAGUCAGUGCCUUUGGAGCCAUUAGCUCAUGAGUGGUUGGUAAAGUGUGCAGCUGGACUGUGGGGUCACAUCCACGGUCUGCUGCUACAGGACACUCGGCUGGCACAGAAGAAAGACUUCAUGUCAGGAUUCACGGCACUGCAUUGGGCCGCCAAGGACGGCAACAGUCAGAUGAUACACAAGCUGCUGGACAUCUCCAGGAGAAGAGGAACCUGUGUAAACAUCAACAGCAAAGCACACGGAGGGUACACACCUUUGCACAUAGCAGCCAUGCACGGCCACACUGAAGUGAUGUUUCAGCUCGUGCAAGUUUAUGGAGCCAGUGUAAAUGAGAGAGAUAAUGAUGGCAAGAAGGCCUUCCACUACCUGGGCAAAAAUGUGUCAUCUGAAGUCAGAGCACUUAUGGGAGGACUGCAGCACAGCAAGUGCAGGGAGAAGAUAGACGACGAAGAAUACAGAGAGCACCAGAAAGGCUUCAACACCAUAAGUAAACUGUUCCAGCCGCAUAUAGGGAGGAAACAGAAAAACUAGUUUGCUCUGGAAUGGUGAGAGUGACAUGGAGGACCAGGACAAUAGGACAAUUGUAAUAGCUAAUACUGUCUGAGUUUGUAUAGUAUGUUAAUAUGAAACAACACACCCAUUGUUUAUCCUCUGCAUCACUUAACGUGUUAUGAGUCUCUCUGUACUAUUGUAGCGCUUUUGUACAGUGUAUCACUGCUGGAUGUACUAUUUAUAAGCAGUUAGUAUUAUUUAAUCAACUUGUUUUCCUUAGCUUAAUUCCUUGUUUUAAGAAUGAGUGUUAUUUGGAUCCCGUUUAAUUUAUUUUUCUUACUAACAACACAAGCAAUCCAAGAUAUUUACACAUAUUUUCAUUACUUUUUGUGGAACACAUCUGUAGAAGUUACCAAUUGAUUUGUGACUUCAAAGUUUGAGGAUGAAUGAAAUAUGAUAUGGGAAACAGUUGCUAUCAACACUGGUGUGAAACAUUGUGUUGUUGCUUUUGUGCACAGCAGAUUUAUUUAUGAUAUAACUAUGAUCAAAAUAAAGUAUUUUCAUUUUCAAAAGAGA
Molecule: messenger RNA, 1994 nt
Organism: Gymnodraco acuticeps
Lineage: Eukaryota; Metazoa; Chordata; Actinopteri; Perciformes; Bathydraconidae
Gene: sowahab
Product: sosondowah ankyrin repeat domain family member Ab
Exons: 1
Coding region: 117-1457 (446 amino acids)
Molecular function (GO): protein binding
Source: RefSeq, a predicted model, not a curated record